GUAAGAAAUGAGCAGUAGAGAGCAUGCAGUUUAAGUACAAGCGGAAGAUGGAAAGGAAAAGAGAGAGGGAGAGUAGUGAUGGAGUGAAUUCAUAAAUAACACUCCGUGGAGUUAUAGUGGAUCUUUCACCAAGCUGGCUCUAUUACAUUUCAAGCUGGAUGUGUACAUCAUGGCAUGCUGCUGUUGUCCUGUCCCAUGCCUCAGGAACUGCUUCUCAUUUUCAGCGAUAUCUCCUGCUGAGCUUGAUGCCUUGUGGAAUGACCCUACAUACAAUUUAGCAGGUGUCAGUGAGCUCUUUCCAACCAAUGACAUCAUGCCAGCUGAUGAGGAAGCAGAGGCUGAGGCAGAGGUUGAGGAAGAAGGCAGAAGCAAAGAGAGUUACUGGAAAAAGAUGGAGGCAUUCAGUGGAAGUGGCACAAUAUCUUCAAUGGGGGAACACUUUUCUCCAGAUAUAAUUUUGUUGUUUAGUGGAAAACGACGAUCUAGUGUAAAGCCUGACGGUGAGCUUCAGGAGGCAUUACGGACCAGACUCAGAGUAGUAGAGAGCAACAGUCAGGAUGUCGUCCAGCUCUUCAAGGAUCUGUCUGCACGGCUGGUGUCUGUUCAUGCUGAGAAAGACUGCUUUGUCAUCACCUUUAAGACAGUUGGGGAGAUCUGGAAGUUCUCCACUUACCUAGCACUCGGAUAUGUGGCAAGAUGUCUUGAGAACUUUCUCUGUGACAAGUCAUUCUGGCUGGACCCUGCAUUGCUAAGUGAUGUGGAGAUCUGUGUGAAAGUGGAUGAAGAUCACUUAGCUACUCUUUAUCUAACACUUCUGCUUCAGGAAGGUACAUUCUUUGCCAAGGCUUUAUACAACAGUGACUGCAGAGAGGAGGAAGAGGAGCUGACCUAUAAGAAGAAUAACCUGAUCAUGGUGAAAGACAUAGGACAGGAGGCCAUGUGGGAGGGUACACUACUGUCCACGGGCCAACAUGGUCUAGUGCCCGUGCAUGCUAUGCAGCCUCUGCCUUAUCCUUUCUAUCAGUGGUUUUUUAAGAAAUAUUCUGGAAAUGCAGGAGGGAUUCCAGUUACAGAAGGCUUCUUUAAUCAUCCCAUCGUGGUGGGUACCUGUGUGGCAGUAGUGGACCAUUACCCGAUGGUUAAAGAUGAGCUGCACUUACACAAGGGUGACCUGAUCAAGAUUGAGGGGUUUCUUUUCAAUACUCUGAACGUGUUUAUAGGAAGACACCUCACCAGUGGAGAGACAGGAUUUGUUCACAGGGCCCAUGUAAAGCCAGAGAGAAUCAAACCUCUCAAUGGACAAUUGGUCUUUCUAAGUGAGGAGGAAAGGGAGGGCCUUUCUAAACUUGACCCCUGUAUUGAGCCCUGCCAGUCUGAUGUACUGGCCAAUCUCUACUCCACUGACAUAAGCACUGUGUACAGAUUAGAUAGACUGGAUGACUCUGAUUUUGCGUUUAUUAAAAACCAUCCAAAAUCAGAGCAGAAUACCCCAGUGGAUCAAAGAAAGAGCACUAUAUCAGAAAAGACUGACACACCUCCCUACCACUCGUCCCCACACCCAUCAUUCCAUGCCUCUCGAAAUCAUCUGAAGCGGGACUCCGAGGUCCUUUCAUUCAGCCUGGACAACACCUUCCAAGAGAUGGAUGAAUAUGAGGAAGAUCCUGCAAGCUUCAUGGAGGAGGGUAUGUGGGAGCCUGAUGAAGCAGAGAGGUGUGAUCCAAUCCUGACCCUCCUCAACCUGGAAUACUUCCAGGACUUCUUUCAGACACUUUACGACCUCUCUUACUCUUUCCUGGACACUGUCUUUGGUGGACUUCCAGAAGACGUGGUGCUUCAUCAUCUGGAAACUUUGCGAGAAGGGGCUAAGAAAGGCAGGAUGCUUUGGGCCCAUCGGCGAGCCUGCUUCCUCCUAGGUAGGCUAUGUGCGAAGAAACUGAAGUACUCACAGGCACGAGUGUACUUCGAGGAGGCGUUAAAAAUUCCUGUAAAUGGUUUUGAUGACCAACCACUUCUGAUUUCCCUGUACACCAAUCUCACUGCUGUUUAUCUGAAACAGAAGAUGAUGGAGAAGCUGCCAUUUACACUAGAAAAGGCCAGUGCUCUGAUUGUGUGUCUUCCAUGCCACAACUUCUGCUCUGUGGAUGAGUUUGAGUUGCUCAAACCCAUUAUGUGCAAAGCCAUAAUCGAAAAGGACAAGUACCUAGAGGCUCGGACUUGUUACCUCUCCCUCUCUCUCUUCCUCCGCCUAAGCAAAAUAGAAGAUGCUUUGCCUUUUGUGGAGAGGCUUCAGUUCCUUACCAUCACUUUGUCUGCAGAAGCAGGGAGGCCUGUUGCUCCAGUGAAUCUCAACUGGAUACUGUGCAGGCUUUAUCAUAAAAUGUAUUUGCCCUACCUCACACUAGCCUCUCUAAGCCUAGACUCAGGACAGGACCAUUCCUUGGAUGAUGCAUUCCAGAAAAUCGAACUCUUUAUCAAAAACUCAGUCAGGCUUAAUCCUCACUGGAAGGAAAGUACUUUGAUUCUUCCUGCACAGGUGGUGGUCUACCUUCAGCAAGCUUUGUCAAUAGCUUGUCGUGGAGAAGAUCUGAAGACUCAAAGGGACCUUUGCAUGUGCCUGACUAGUGUUUACCAACAGCAUGGUGCUCUAGAGAAAGCUGUGCCCUUCGCCCAACAGGCAGCACAGACAGGAAGUCGAAUCAAUGAGGAGGAGGGCUUUGAGGCAUCAGUACUACUGGCCUGGCUUUUGGUUUUAAUGGACAAACCUGAACAAGCUCAAUCUACUUUGCAUCCUUUGCUAACAUCUUUGAAUGAAACAGACAGUCCAACGCAGCGUGGUGUGGUCUACAACCUCCUAGCCAUAUGCCUCCGCAAACAAGACAGAGUUAACGAGGCAGCAAGGAACUUUUAUUGCGCUCUGCAGAUCUCACGAGAAAAUGGAAACAAGCGUAACGAAGCAUUAGGACUGGCUAACUUGGGUUGCUUGUCUCUAUCUGUAGGGGCUUCAUGCCUAGCAGAGUGUUUCCUGCUAAAUUCCCUCCACCUCUUCCAGUUUAUUUCAGAGAGUCCUACAGAUGAGGAGCAUGUUCAGGCUCUACUCUGGCUGGGCAGAAGCUACAAGGAUAGAGGAGGGAGUCAGCAGGUCAGGAUAUGCUUCGAACUGGGCCUCCUUAUUGCCAUUAGUACCAAAAAUCUGCACAGUCAAAUGGUUGUGGGAAAAGUUCUAAGUCGACAUUAUGCUGACUUGCUACUAUAUGGACAGAGUAUUGUUUACUAUGAGCACUGUGUGGGGGUGUGCAGAACUCUGAAGAAUAAACAACUAGAAGGAGAGUACCUGGAGCUCCUCAGCAACCUUUAUCUCUCACUCAACACUGAGAAGUCUUCAAGAAAGUCUCUUGAUUACUCAAAGCAAAGCUUAAGGAUCUCUAUAGAUCUGGGGAAAAGACAGGAAGAGUCUGAGACAUGGCUGCAGGUGGGCCGUAUCUACUAUCUUAUCUGUGAGGAUGAACUGGCUGAUAUGUACCUUCAGGCAGCAGUAAAGACAGCCCUAAAGAUGAAUGACCCAUGCUUCGCUAUGAGCAUUUAUGAGGAGGCAGGAGAUGUCUUUUUCAAAGGACAUAGGAACCGCCUGGCUGCCCUACCAUUUUACAGGGAUGGGAGUCUGCCAUUUGCACGCAGCAUUAAAGAUAUUCACUCAGAGUUCAGGCUGCUGAGUAAACUCACAGAGCUCCUGAUGAAGCAGAAGCAAUUUGAGGAGGCACUACAGUAUGCCACACUUGCAGUGCAGGAAGCCACAACUGGUGUUCAUCUGAAUGAGAGAGUGGCCUUCCAUCGUCUUGCAUCGAUUUACUUCUCUUUAGGGAAGUAUGAGAUGUCUGAGAACUACUACCUGAAGUCUCUUUCACUCUGCCCUGUUGAAUUUGAACAUGCUAUUGAAGUUCGCUACUAUGUUAAAGUCUACUGUAGAUUGGCCGAUCUGACACUAUACAAAUUAAAGGAUGCGUUCGAUGCCAUUGGCUAUUUCCACUUAGCCCUGGCGGCAGCCCUGGAGGACAAUGAAAGCCUAAGCACUGUGUACAUCAUCUACAUGAAGCUGGCGGAGAUCCAUGCCAACUACAUGCCUGAUGCAGAACUGUGUAACAGCUACAUGAACAGUGCACAGAUUCUGAAGAGGGAGCUGGCUGGAAAUACAGAAUCUACGGACAUAGAAUCUACUGACAAAGAAGACACACAUCAGGAUAACACUAAUGCAGAUUGUUCUGAGGAAGAGUCUGUCAUUCACAGCAAAGCUGACCUCUCAGACUCCAGCAGUGGCACUAGUACUCUUACAGAGUCCAGCAUGACAGACACCUGCCUCACAAUUACUGCCCAGAGAGAGUCAGAGCUGAAACUCUCUAACAUCAGUCACAAAGAAGAAAUGGUCACAAGCUUCUCAGAGGAAACAGAAUCAGGGCCUGCUCAUCACACCAAUCCAGAGACUAGCUGCACCGAUAACACAAACCACACUGACUGCAGACUGAAGGAGGGCUUAACUUUUGUAAUAUAGGUUCAGUGAAUAUGGCUUGUAUGUGAUGUUAAAAAAAACAAAACAUACAGUAGCCUAUACCACAAGAUGUGCAGCUGCUCUUUAAAAAAGUGAAUUCAGAAUGCUUUUAAAAAUAUAUAUUUUUUUUCAUUUUAUCUAUUAAAUGUCUGAGAAUAUAUUUUAUUUUGUUUAAUAGUGUUUCAAUAUGAA
Molecule: messenger RNA, 4732 nt
Organism: Xyrauchen texanus (razorback sucker)
Lineage: Eukaryota; Metazoa; Chordata; Actinopteri; Cypriniformes; Catostomidae
Product: SH3 domain and tetratricopeptide repeat-containing protein 2-like
Biological process (GO): regulation of ERBB signaling pathway; regulation of intracellular protein transport
Cellular component (GO): recycling endosome
Molecular function (GO): protein binding
Source: RefSeq, a predicted model, not a curated record